Molecule: messenger RNA, 1020 nt
Organism: Leptonychotes weddellii (Weddell seal)
Lineage: Eukaryota; Metazoa; Chordata; Mammalia; Carnivora; Phocidae
Gene: OR10Z1
Product: olfactory receptor family 10 subfamily Z member 1
Biological process (GO): G protein-coupled receptor signaling pathway
Cellular component (GO): membrane
Molecular function (GO): olfactory receptor activity; G protein-coupled receptor activity
Source: RefSeq, a predicted model, not a curated record
AUGGGCCAGCCCAAUGCAACCACCUGGAAGGGUUUUGUGUUCCUGGGCUUCUCCAGCAUUGGGAAACUGCAGCUCCUGCUGUUUGUACUCUUCCUCUCUCUGUAUCUUGUCACCCUGACCAGCAAUGUCUUCAUUACUGUAGUCAUCAGGCUGGACAGCCACCUGCACACCCCCAGGUACCUCUUCCUUUCCUUCCUGUCUUUCUCUGAGACCGGUUACACAUUGGGCAUCAUCCCUCGGAUGCUCUCCAGCCUGGUCAUGGGGGGCCAGGCCAUCUCCUACGAGGGCUGUGCUGUCCAGAUGUUCUUCUCUGCUUCGUGGGUCUGCACCAACUGCUUCCUUCUGGCCGUCAUGGGCUUUGAUAGACAUGUGGCCAUGGCCCCACUGCACUAUGCCAGCCGCAUGAAUCCUACCUCCUGUGCCCAGCUGGUUGGCACCUCCUUCCUGAGUGGGUACCUCUUUGGGCUGGGACUGACCCCGGUCAUUUUCCACCUCCCGUUCUGUGGCUCCCAUGAGACCCAGCACUUUUUCUGUGACACGCCUCCAGCGCUGAGCCUGGCAUGUGGGGACACAGGCCCGAGUGAGCUGGGCAUCCUCAUCCUUAGCCUGCUGGUCCUCCUGGUGUCUUUCUCCUUCAUCACCAUCUCCUACGCCUACAUUCUGACAGCAGUCCUGCGGAUCCCCUCCACUGAAGGGCGGAAGAAGGCCUUCUCCACCUGCGCCUCACACCUCACAGUGGUCAUGGUCCACUACGGCUGUGCCUCCUUCAUGUACUUGAGGCCCAAAGCCAGUUACUCUCUUGAGCGGGAUCAGCUUAUUGCUGUCACCGAUAUUGUGGUGACCCCUCUCCUCAACCCUACUGUUUACAGUCUAAGGAAUCGGGCGGUGCAGACAGCCCUGAGAAGUGCCUUCCAAGGGAGACUGCUUCGUAGAAGACGAAGGCUCCCCCAGUGGGACAGUCUCUUCCUCUGGAAGAGACCAGGAACCCAGGCCAAUGGGCCAGAGACUCGGCUGGACUGA